GUGAUGGAGAGGAGGAUGGAGGGAUGCGAUGGGAGCUUCAGAAUCACUUUGCCAGGCAUCGCGCCGCGUGCAUCUCAUGCGGCGCACAGCGAGCUCGUCAGCGGUUUCCGUUUCGUGUCCACGUCUUCAACAACAAAUCUUGUUGACAAUUGAGUUAAAUUCUACAACAACACCAUCAUCAUCACUACCGCCGCUUGUGCGUCAACCACAAUCCACCUCUCUUGAGUCGAGACACCACUCGCGAUAGCGACGUCAGGGCGAAUUCGUGAACACCAUCAGGAGGCACAUCAUGAACCACCUGUAGCAUCAUCUAUCUCCCAUGAAGUAGAACCCACUGUCCGCAAAAGUAGUCUUGUAUAGGAUCCCUUUCCUCGCAGGGCAGUGCUAUUGACGAAUGCGUUCAAUCAUCACUUCGUUUGUGCCUCUGCUGUUGCACCACUGCCAACUCAGCACCACCACCAUCACCACCGCCAGCAUCGACGGCGAAUUUUCCUGAGCUUCGCGGAGUGCUCGAAAGCUCGCUCACUCUCAUCCGUACGCCACGUGGGUGCGCAUCCAACGACGUUCACUCACUCGUUCAUUCACUCGUUCACUCACUCGUUCGCUCACUCGUUCGUUCACUCACUCACUCACCCCCUCAUCCUCCCAACCGACUCCCCGAACCGUGCCCAAGAUCGGGCGACAUGAAGAUGCCUUCGAAGAGGCGACGAGGUGAGGACCUGGUGACCCGUCAAGAUGAUGACGAGGAUGAGGCGGCGAUUGAAGACGACGACGAUGACGAUGAAGAGGAGGAGGAUGACGAGGAGGUAUCGCGCCUGGCUUCUGGAAAAGCACCCGGCUACCAGAAUUGCAUUAAGUCCGAAGCACACCCGAUACGGUCAGCGGCCCACGCGCGCUGGGACGCGGGCAGGGACAGCGCCGGGGAGACAAAGACGGACGGGGAGAUGGAGCAGUCCACGGGAGGCGGCGGCCCGGACCCCAGGACCUCUCUGACACAAGCGGGACGGGACAAGAAGAGGCAGAGCCUCCUCACGCUGCACUGGCUGGAUGAGAACUACAUGGUGUGCGAGGGCGUGUGCCUGCCACGCUGCAUCCUCUACACUCACUACCUCGACUUCUGCCGCAAGGAACACCUGGAGCCCGCCUGUGCCGCCACCUUUGGCAAGACCAUCCGGCAGAAGUUCCCGCACCUCACGACCCGGCGUCUGGGCACGCGCGGUCACUCCAAGUACCACUACUACGGGAUCGGUAUCAAGGAGAGCAGCGAGUACUACCAUGCCGUCUACUCGGGGAAGGGCCUCACCCGGUUUUCUGGGAGCAAGAUUAAGAGCGAGGGAGGCUUCACGCGUAAAUACUCGCUGAGCUCCAAAACCGGCACUCUCCUUCCAGAGUUCCCCAGCGCCCGCCACCUCAUCCUACCUGCGUCCGUGUCCAGAGACAAGGCCGACACGCUGAUCACGAUGUACAAAACCCACUGCCAGUGCAUCCUGGACAAUGCCAUCAACGGCAACUUUGAGGAGAUCCAGAACUUCUUGCUGCACUUCUGGCAGGGCAUGCCCAGCCACCUGCUGCCCCUUCUGGAGGAGGCCGCUGUGGUGGACGUCGUCUGCGUCUGCGACUCCAUCCUGUACAAGGUCCUCACUGAUGUCCUCAUCCCGGGAACGAUGCAGGAAAUGACGGACAGCCUGCUGGUGGACGUGCGGGGGCUGGCGCGCCACUGGGACCGCUGGGCCAGCUCGUCGCUGGAGACGCUGCCAGCGCUGCUCUCCGAGCGAAAGCUGCCCAUCGCGAGGCGGUUCUCGGCGUCGCUCAAGCGGCAGACGUCGUUCCUGCACCUGGCGCAGAUCGCGCGGCCGACGCUGUUGGACCAGGCGACGGUGAGCGCGAUGGUGCGCGACGUGGACCGCGUGGACCUCAACUCGCUCGGCUCGCAGGCGCUGCUCACGCAGCCCGGCGGCGCCGCCGACGACCCCGAGUUCGACUCCGACCCCGAGUACGACUCGGUGGUUGUGCUCCAAGAGUUGAGGGAUCUCCUGAAGAGCGGUGCCACGGUGGAGACGUUCGUCGAGUGGCUGGACCAGGUCCUCGAGAACCGGGUGAUCAAGCCGAGCAAGCAGAACGGGCGCACGCUGAAGAAGAGAGCCCAGGACUUCCUGCUGCGCUGGAGCUUCUUCGGGGCGCGCGUCAUGCACGGCCUCACGCUCAACAACGCCUCGAGCUUCGGCUCGUUUCACCUGAUCCGCAUGCUGCUGGACGAGUACAUCCUGCUCGCCCUGGAGACUCAGUUCAACAACCAUAAGGAGCAGGAGCAGCAGAGCCUGCUCGACAAAUACACGCGCAGCGGAGACGCCAGCCGCGCUACCCUCAGCGCCACCCCCAGCUCGUGCUUUCUGGCGAGCCGGGCCAAGGCUUGCUUGGCCCUGACCCCAGGGCCCGAGAGGGUCAAACGCGAGUCCACCGCUCCGGCGCUGCUGCAACCUUUGCAGCAGCAGCAGCGGCAACAGCAACAACAGCAACAACACGCUUACCACGACCAGCAGAGGCACCACCACCACGAAAGCCAACAGCAUAAUCAUCAUCAGCAGCAGCAGCAACAGCAGCAUCAUCAGCAGCAGCUGUCACCCAUGAGAUGCGGCCUCUACUCCUCCAUGCUGGGAAGCCACGAAGCGACUCUUGCAGGCUACCCGACAGGUCACCCGGAGCUGUCGCUGAGCCGCGGCAGCGUCAUCAUGAACCAGCCGCCUCCGUCGUCGUCCUGCCGGCCCGCGGCCCCCCCCGAGCGCGGCGAGGGCCGUUGCGGCCCAGGGCCCCCCCAGGUCGAGCCCCCCGCCCCGCCGGCCCACGGCUACGCCGAGGCGGCCUACGACGACUCCCUCGACUACUAUCCCGGCAGCAGCAGCAGCAGCAGCAGCUACGGACGAUCCCACCACCACCACCACCAGCAGCAGCAGCAGCAGCUGCAGCUGCAACACCACCAGCACCACCAGCACCACCACAACGUCUACGCCACGUCGCCGUUCCGCCAGCGUGGAGGCUACGCGGCGCCGCUGCCGCCGCCGCCGCCGUUCCACGCGGGGGCCGCCUACGGCCACGCGGCGUUCGCGACGGGGCCGCGCGGCGGCUGCGGAGUUGACGGCGGCUACGGCUACGGCUACGGGCUGCCGACGGGCGGCGAAGGUGGCGUGGACGCGGGGUUCUCGUGCCCCGCCACGGGCCCAGGCUUCUACGGCGCUGGCGCCCUGGCCGGCCGUGCCGUGCCCGUCAUCAGCUGCCACGGCGCGUCGCGGGCCCCGGAGCGGCCCGACCCCCUGGGCCUGCUCUGCGGCGGAGAACCCCCCGGUUACUACGGCGACGCCAAGCAUCACGGUUACUACGGCGACCGCAAGGCUGACGACGGUUGCUACGGGGCGAGGAAGGCGGAGGAGGAGUACAGCUGCUGCACGUCCGCGGGCAACGCGAACGCGUCGCUGUCCCAGUGCAUGUACGACAGCAGGGCGGCUCUCUACAGCUCCCAGCAUGGCUUGCACUAUGCCCAGCACGUGGCGUUGCAGCAACCGCAGCAGCAGCAGCAGCAGCAACAGCAGCAGCAGCCCCUCCCGCCCAUCGCCACCGUCUUCAUGGACCAGAUCACGGGCGAGAGCUGAACCGACCAACGUCCGCCCGGCACGUCCCGGGCGGCUACGGCGAUCGUGAUGAUCUGCAACGGCCGCGGCGACGUUCAGCGAUCGAUGGUGUAGAUGCAGAACCUCGGCUACGAUUUCACAUUAAAGGUGGACAAGACGGGCAACCGCGUCAGGAGCAGCGGAGUGGUGUGUCGCCGUGAAGUCUCCUUCUUCCGUCGUCACGCGUUGUUACUGUCCGUUUUGGAUGGCCAACAGUCACGGCACACUGCUACUGGAGAGGUUUUUUUUUUUUAAUUUCCCAUUUGUGCAUCCGGAAUCCGCAUGGUUUUGUGUGGUGGAUGCGGUUGAGGGUGGACCACGAGCGAUGUUCAGCACCGCGUCCGAUCGUCAAAACCAGCAGGAUCAGCCUGGGGUUGCCACCCUUCCGUCUGAUGGACAUGGCAAACGAAAUCCAUGAGUCAGCGCGGGAAGAAAAGGAAUAAUAUCUCACGGUCGCGGAAGACGGUAGGGGGGGGGGGUGGGGGGGAGAAUCACGUGGGCACGCAUCGUCUUGAGUGGUGAAUUAUCUUUGUUGUUGUUGUGUUUAUUAUUAUCACGCAACUGACAAACAAACGGGCACUGCACAGCAGCUUCCACGUGAAUGAGGACGAUCCCCGGGGAGAACCGGGAUGCUUGGCAACUCCACCGCACCAUGGAGUGGGGGGGGGGCGGAUCAGCUGUGUUUUUUAAAAUUUUGGUUCACAUUUUUUUUAUUUACCCAGCCCCUUGAUUUAUCCGGGUCGCUGGUAGACUUGAGUAGGUAGCACGUGACUGUUGUAGCUGAGGCACAGAUAUUAUUUUCCGGUCGCUGGUAGACCAAGCUGAAAUUCAGCCUCGCUUCAACAAAUACGCAGGCUACAGUACAAAGACAAAGCCCCCCCCCCUCCCCCCUUUCGUAUAGCCUUAGCAGGCUGCUGGGGCAAGUGCCGUUAGCGAACAUCGAUUAAGGCUGGCACGUCACACGAGAGGAUGGGUGGCCGGCACCACGCCGGAUAAUAAUUUAGGGCUGAGUCAACCUAGAGGAGGCCCAGCCAUGAGAGGAAAUUGACCUCGUGGUCACCGGUUUAUAACACGGUGUGCUAACCGCUGGGCUACCAUUCCCAGCACGCAAAACAUGCCAUCAAGUCUGCAUUAACCACCCAUACUUGUGGCAUAUUUUGCCACAAGUACGCAUGGUUAAUGCCUUGCAUGCCACGGUGACGAGAUGUUAUCUGCCUCGCCUAGUAUGCGAGAGGGUCGUGGGUUUGAUCCCGACCCUGACGCCUGCUGUAUAUUUGGAGUUUGCGUGUCACUCUCUCA
Messenger RNA from Petromyzon marinus (sea lamprey), 4961 nucleotides. NCBI's taxonomy places the organism in Eukaryota, Metazoa, Chordata, Hyperoartia, Petromyzontiformes, Petromyzontidae. The record is from RefSeq and is a predicted model, not a curated record.